AUGUAUCCUUCAUUAUCAACCUCAUCAUCGUCUGUCUCAUCAUCAGAAUCAGAAUCAGAAUCAUCUCCAAAACUGUUAGUAUCUUCAUCAAAAUCACUACCUAUAUCUCAAUCUUUAAUUGAUAAAUAUCUUACAUUUAAUAAUAAAUUCAAUAAAGAUCAAUUUAAUCAAUAUUCUGAUGAUCGUUUUAAUCAUUAUUAUGAUUAUUAUUAUAAUCAUCAUCAUCCACGAAUGUCGAAACGUGCUGAUUUGAAAGAUUUAUCAAUUCAUAGUGAUAUGGCAUUUAUACGUAAAUUAUUCGAUCAAAAAAAUCAUGAAUUAUUAAGACUUGGAUAA
Messenger RNA from Schistosoma curassoni, 336 nucleotides. The record is from the annotation of a GenBank genome assembly. Lineage: Eukaryota; Metazoa; Platyhelminthes; Trematoda; Strigeidida; Schistosomatidae.